GCUUGCAGACGCGUGUAAUCACCAGCUAAACAGCGGUUCCACAGUUCGACUAAGAAUCUGUAACAUUCAUCAAGAAUUCAACUCUUGAGCCGAUCCAAAGUAGAGAACAAAUACCGGAAGUCAAUGUGGAGUCGUUGUGUUGCCCUUCGCGUGCCUGACCUCCCCUGACGCAACAGAACUAAAGUAGAUUAACGAUGUUCAUGUUUUAACAUUCAUCUGCUUUUCAGUCGACAAACAUGAAGAGAGCAGAGAAGACGGCCAAGAAUGCGACCAGCAGCAGCGACGAAGAAGACUCUGAUGUGGAGAAGAACUUCGCUCUGCUGAUGGAGAGAGGAGCUGAGAAGGUGGGGGAAUGCAGUGAGGAUGAAGAGAGAGACGUUGAUGGAUCUGAUCAUGUCGAGGAGGAAGAAAGUGAAGAUGAGGACGACAAUGAAGAGUCAGCGAUUCAGACGAGAGACGACAUAAAAAAAGAACUUUCCAACAUGUCCUUUGAGGAAGUCAUGAAGCUCCAGAAUGAAGUGGGCACCAAAGCGUACCAGGAAGUGGCCUAUGGCGCCACCAAGCGUCAGCAGAGCGCCAAGCACAAACGUCUCAACAAGAAUAGGCCCAUGGAGAUGUCCUCCAAGAAAGCGGCGCCAUUUCUUCGCCAGGUGGUUGCCGUCAAGAAAGCGACGCUGAGAGACCCUCGCUUUGACGACCUGUCAGGAGAGUACAAGGCGGACAUCUUUGAGAGGACCUACGACUUCAUCCAUGACAUCAGACGGCGAGAGGCCCAGGUGAUCCAAAAGGAGCUGAAGAAGACCAAGAACAACGACAAGAAGGAGAAACUCCACUUCCUCCUCAAGAAGAUGGCCAAUCAGGAGCAGGCGAGGCUGAGUCGAGAGAAGCAGAGGGAACGGGAGCUUCAGUUUAAGAAGGAGCAGAGAGAACAAGCUAAUAAAGGAGCACGACCCUUCUUCCUCAAAAAAUGCGAUCAGAAGAAGGUGCGUCUGGCUGAGAGGUAUCAUCAGCUGAAGAAGAGCGGCAAGCUGGAGAAAUUCCUGAGCAAGAAGAGGAAGAGGAACGCCCUCAAAGAUCGCAGGAAGUUGCCACAGCAACAGCACAACAAGCAGGGAAAAACACAGUGAGGCUGAUGCGUUCUGGGGGAGGGGUCACACAUAAAAAUCAUGUCUCACUAGACGCUGUUGGAGUGUCUUCAGGUUGGUCCACAUCCAUAAAGGACCUCCUCCUUUAAUUGUUCUUCUUGAUGGAUCAGCUGUAAAAAUGAUCCUUAAUCUUUUUCAAUCAAUGAAACAAACCUCUUACGUUACUGUCACCGUAACUUUACUUUCUACAUAAACCUUUAAAAUAUUGAUGCA
Molecule: messenger RNA, 1358 nt
Organism: Dunckerocampus dactyliophorus (ringed pipefish)
Lineage: Eukaryota; Metazoa; Chordata; Actinopteri; Syngnathiformes; Syngnathidae
Gene: rrp36
Product: ribosomal RNA processing 36
Exons: 8
Coding region: 237-1127 (296 amino acids)
Biological process (GO): maturation of SSU-rRNA from tricistronic rRNA transcript (SSU-rRNA, 5.8S rRNA, LSU-rRNA)
Cellular component (GO): nucleolus; 90S preribosome
Source: RefSeq, a predicted model, not a curated record